Pseudoliparis swirei is the source of this 5614-nucleotide messenger RNA. RefSeq names its product hexokinase HKDC1-like. Gene Ontology annotation, molecular function: glucokinase activity; D-glucose binding; mannokinase activity. The record is from RefSeq and is a predicted model, not a curated record. Gene Ontology annotation, biological process: glycolytic process; intracellular glucose homeostasis; glucose 6-phosphate metabolic process. Gene Ontology annotation, cellular component: mitochondrion; cytosol. Bases 99 to 2909 code for a protein of 936 amino acids. NCBI's taxonomy places the organism in Eukaryota, Metazoa, Chordata, Actinopteri, Perciformes, Liparidae. The transcript has 21 exons.
AGGAAACACUUUCUGUAGUUCAGGAGUUGCACCUUUUCUUAUUUUAUUAACGAUCCAACUGGAAGAGUUUUUCAUGGUGGUUUGUUUUGCAAAUCAAGAUGUUUGUGGUUCAUGUCGUUGCCUCCUUCUUCUCCAAACCCCAGGAGGAUCCCACAAAGAUGGUGGACAGGUAUCUGUCCGCCAUGCGUCUCCAUGACGACCAGUUAAGCGACAUCUCGGCACGGUUCCAGGCUGAAAUGAAGAAAGGCCUCUCGGAGGACAGCAACGCUGCAGCAGCGAUGAAGAUGCUGCCGACACACGUCCGCUCCACUCCCGAUGGAUCGGAGAAAGGAGAGUUUUUGGUGUUGGAUCUUGGAGGAUCCAAGUUUAAGGUGCUCCAAGUUAAAGUGAGAGAGGGCACGGGCAUAACGAGGGGAGGAGUGGAGAUGGAGGAGAAGACCUAUCCCAUCCCCAAGGAGCUGCACAUCGGGAGCGGAGCAGAGCUCUUUGACCACGUGUCAGAGUCUCUGAAGGACUUCCUGCAUGAGAAGAACAUAAGUUUGGAGAAGAAACAUCCUCUAGCCUUCACCUUCUCUUUCCCCUGUGAACAAACCACCGUGAAUCAGGGGUUGUUGUUAAACUGGAGUAAGAACUUUCGGGCCCGAGGCCUUCAGGGUACAGAUGUGGUCCAGGCCCUCAGAGGGUCUAUCGACAGAACUGGGGGUAUGGAUGUAGAGGUGUUAGCCGUGGUUAAUGACACCGUGGCAACGAUGAUGACCUGCGGCGUUGAUGACCAGUACUGUGAAGUCGGACUCAUCGUAGGUACGGGCACCAACGCGUGCUACAUGGAGGAGCUGCGUCACGUCGGCCUGGUGGAGGGAGACGAGGGCCGGAUGUGUGUGAACACGGAGUGGGGAGCCUUCGGAGACGACGGGGCGCUGGAGGGUUACAUCACUGAGUUUGACAGGGAUGUGGACGCGGCCUCCAACAACCCUGGGAAACAAAUCCUAGAGAAGAUGGUCAGUGGGAUGUAUCUGGGUGAGUUGGUGAGGCUGGUUGUUUUAAAGAUGGCGAAACUCCGACUGCUGUUUCACGGACAUGUGUCGGAUGCCCUGAGGACUAAAGGGACGAUCACCACUGAACAUGUAGCAGCCAUGGAGGAGGACAAAACGGGUCUGAAGAACACCAGAAACAUCCUCGUGGAUCUCGAUUUGACCCCAUCGUCUGACGACUGUGUUGCUGUCCGACAUGUCGGCACCGUCGUGUCCUUCAGGUCCUCAAAUCUGGUGGCUGCAGGACUGGCGGCCAUCUUGACUCGAAUUAAGCAAAACAGGAAUUUGAGGACGUUCAGGAUCACUGUCGGUGUGGAUGGAAGUGUUUACAAGAGGCAUCCGCAGUUUCCUCGUCGGCUCCAUGAAGUCGUGCGGCGGCUGCUCCCCGAGUGCGAUGUCCGGUUCGUCCUCUCAGACAGCGGCAGCAGCAAAGGAGCUGCUCUGGUUGCGGCGGUCGCCCAACGACUGGCAUCCCGAAGGCUGCAGGUGGAUGAGACGCUGUCCCCCUUCAGACUGAGCCAGGAGCAGCUCCAGGUGAUGAAGACCAGGAUGAGGAUGGGGCUUGAAGCAGGGCUGAAGAGCAAAGGCCCCUCUGCUCUCAAGAUGCUGCCUUCUUUUGUUUACCGCACACCCGAUGGCACGGAACAUGGAAAGUACCUUUCCUUGGAUCUGGGAGCAAGAAACUUCAGAGCGAUGCUGGUGAAUUUCAAACAAGGUCUGCAACCGAACUCACCACUUUACCACAAGAUGUACCCCGUACCACCGGAGGUAAUGCAGGGAAGUGGAGAGGAGUUGUUUGAUCUCAUAGCGCAGUGUGUAAGUGACUUCCUGGACUACACGGGGAUGAAGAACGCUCGUCUUCCCGCAUGCUUCAUCUUCUCUUUCCCCUGCGAGCAGACGGCGAUAGACACGGGCUCGUUGGUGAGCUGGACCAAAGGCUUCCACGCCACCGGCUGUGAAGGACGUGAUGUGGUCAGCAUGCUGAGGGAAGCCAUCGAGAGACGCAACGAGUUUGACUUGGACAUCGCGGCAGUCGUCAAUGACACAGUGGCGACCAUGAUGAGCUGUGCCUGUGAAGACGCUCUGUGUGAAAUUGGACUGAUUGCUGGAAGUGGCACUAAUGUUUGUUACAUGGAGGAGCUCAAGAACAUCGAGAAGAGCGAAGACAAGACGGGACAAAUGGAGAGAGGAGAGGAGGAUAAGGAUGAUGGGAGAGAAAGAGAGAGAACGGAGAUCCCAAAGAUGUGUGUAAACACAGAAUGGGGGGGAUUGGGGGACGAUGGCUCUCUUGAUGACAUCAUCACACCGUACGACAUUGAGGUCGACCGAAACUCACUGCACCCUGAAAAACAAAGGUUUGAAAAGCUGACGAGUGGGAUGUAUUUAGGAGAAGUUGUCCGUCGGGUAUUAUUGGAUUUAACCAGAGGAGGGUUGCUCUUCAGAGGCCACGUCACUGAAGCUUUAAAAACACCUGGAAUGUUCCAAACCAAAUACCUGUCACAGAUAGAGAGUGGCCGCCUGGCUCUACUGCAGGUCCGAUCUAUUCUCCAACAGCUGGGGCUUGACUGCACCUGUGACGACAGCAUUAUUGUCAAAGAGGUAUGUGGGGCGGUGUCACGGCGUGCAGCUCAGCUGUGUGGGGCGGGGAUGGCGGCUGUGGUCGAUAAGAUCAGAGAGAACCGAGGACUGGACCAUCUGAACAUCACCGUAGGGGUGGACGGGACACUCUACAAACUACACCCACAUUUCUCCGGCAUCCUCCAAGAGACUGCCAGAGUGUUGGCUCCUCGGUGUGACAUGACCUUCCUGCCAUCAGAAGGCAGAUGGAAGGGCGCUGCCCUUAUUGCAGCUAUGGCCAGACAGCAGCUGGAGAUGUAACUUAAAAAAAAGUUUCUCCAACAGCUUCUUUUCACGACAAGGAGCCUCACCUGAAGGGCAUAAUAACACAUGCGGGUCCCUCACAGGCUUCCCACCAACUAAAACCGCCAUUUGCGCUGGAAAAAUAGAAAAAGAACAGAAGCUCUGCUGCCAGCAUUUCAAAUUUGGUUCUUAAUUUUUUUUAAAUUAGAUUACAAUUAACAGAUGUUUACAAAAUCACAACAAAGCUUGUCAACCAAAAAAAGAUGUAUGUGUCACUCGAACAGCCCUCGUUUUAUUGUGAGCUCUGUAAUAGGAUUGGAGCAUAUCUAAAUAGAAAUACAAAUGUUUGACUAGCCCAGCAACACAAAUUUGUUUCUCGAGCCAUUUUUGGUAUGUGAGAGCAUCAAGCCAAAGCCCUCUACUUUCAAAUAAUCACCAAGUCAGCUGUAGGAAAAGUGUCACACACACAGCUGCACGGUCAGAAUUUGAUUAGACUCUCUUCCUUUGAUACCCAGACUGAGUACUUCGUUUUAGAAAUGUACAAAUGCUCAUUUAAAAAAAUCCCACCCUGCUAUUCUUUAAGGUUAGCACUUUAUCCGAAAUUUAAAAAAGGGAUGCAAACAGCUGUCAUAAUGUUCACCACGGCAACUGCAAUAUAAGACUGAUAAUAACCUUCAGUUGUCAAAAUGUGAUCCGUACGCGUGGUGUGAUGCUCUGAAGAACUGAACAGUGUGUGUGUGUGUGUGUGUGUGUGUGUGUGAGUGAGUGAGUGAGAGUGUGUGUGUGUGUGUGUGUGUGUGUCUGCCUGCCUGCGUGUCUGCGUUAGUCAGCACUUUUUUCAGUAUUGAUGAAGGGCGGAAGGAGGACUGGAAUGCUGCUGACCACAUUUCCCAAAAAUAUCAAAACAACCAGCGCUCUGUUGGGACAUUCUGGAUUGACUCUCUGUCCUUUUGAUCGUCUGUCUGUCUCUCUGCCUCUCUGUCUCUCUGUCUCUCUGUCUGUCUGUCUCUCUGCCUCUCUGUCUCUCUGUCUGUCUGUCUCUCUGUCUCUCUGUCUCUCUGUCUGUCUGUCUCUCUGUCUCUGUCUGUCUGUCUGCCUGUCUGUCUGUCUCUCUGUCUUACUGUGCAUACUGUCUGUCUGCUUUAUCCAUCUAACUGGAUCCUGGCCCAUUUCGCCUCCUCUGUCUUUAUUUGAUCUGUCUGCAGGGUAAAUACUGAAAUAGCAGGAAAGACAGAAACAUGGAGAAAUGUUUGAGAACAAUUAUGAAACAACUCAACCGAAGACGUGUUUUCAGUAUCGCUGAUAAACUUUCACUCUGAGGAUUUGAAUUAUAAGGUCAGGCCUAUCGUAUGUCUUUGUUUAAGGCCACUAGGAAUUUAGUUUUGUAUACUGAUUUGACAAAACGGCAUAUUAGAUACAAUACACUACAAUGAUCAGUGCAAUGAUGAGUGUAUGUAUGAUAAUCCAUUCAUGACAGAUUAGACAAUGUGUUGAAGGCAAGAAGAAAGCAGCAGAGUGCCGGCCAAAACCAAAACCAAUGGAUCUCGAAAGAAAGAAGGAAGGAAGGAAGGAAACAAAUUAAAAGUGAUCAUGGAAAGGAGGAAGGAAAUGUAUUGGAAAAGUAGUUGUGGUAAACAGGAGUGAAACAGUAGCUAAUCUGUCAGGGAUUAGCAUGUUACAAUGAUAACAGUUGAGGGCUGCUACCACACACACACGCACACAGAGCAUGGUAAUCCCUUACUGUCCUAGUCAUGACCGAAUAGCUUCACAGUUAAACCACACAUGCACUAACUCUGCAGCUCCAAUGCAGCAGACUCAGCGCUGCGGCUGAAUCCGUUUGUGGAGCACGGCAGAGUGAAGUGACCGGAGCCGUCCUCCGUCUCCUUUCAUGUUUCGUUCUAUACAAACUCCCUCUUCUCUCGCGUUAACUUUACACAAAUACCGUACAUCCCUUUGUAAUUUGAGCUUUUAUUUUAAGUAGAAUAACCUGAAAUUCAUCGUUCAGUCUUCCUGAAUGAGCAUUUCUCAGGGAGCAAGGUGUGCGAGGCCUCCUAUACGUUCACUUUGUUUCUUUUGUUUGUUUGUGUGUGUGUGUGUGUGUUUGUCUCUUUGUCUCCUUGUCUCCCUGUUUGCUAACAAUAAGACCUUUGACACACACAAACACAGAAAUGGUCCCAAGUUGAGACGCUGGUUCUUCUCGACCUACACAAGGUCGGACUCAAGUCCUUUUCGACAGGGAUUGUACUUGUUUACACUCAGUGAGCUCGGACAUUCAUUUUUAUUUUACACCCAUUUAUUGUCUUUAAAGACAAUAGAUUUGAACCUCUAUAUGGACCGUGGGAAAAUGAGACGCCACAACGCCCCGAAGCAUUGUGGUGACAACAGUUGGAUGCUGGCUCCACGCGAUCAUGGGAAACCUUUAUCAAUGAAGGUAAUUUAAUGAAUCCAGGUAGUAUCGUAAUCUGGAGUGACUAAGACUGCUGUAACUAUAUGUAAUGAGUGUGUAGGCUAGAAAAAUACUCUGGAAAUGGAUGAUGGAGAAAGAGGAGGCAAACACAAAUGUGUAGUUAAACUUCAACUAGAGCUUUUAAAUGUUGUGUUGUCAUGUAACUUAUCGCCACAGACAUCCACCGCUAUUUUCCUGCACUGCGUUGUGUGAGCCGUUCGCUGGAGCAGGAUGCGAAUGAUAGCUUGUAUAUAUAUAUAUAUAUAUAUAUAUAUAU